This is a messenger RNA of Scomber japonicus (chub mackerel), 1793 nucleotides long. RefSeq names its product autophagy related 14 (gene atg14). Gene Ontology annotation, biological process: mitophagy; autophagosome assembly; cellular response to starvation. Gene Ontology annotation, cellular component: phosphatidylinositol 3-kinase complex, class III; extrinsic component of omegasome membrane; autophagosome. The transcript is spliced from 11 exons. The record is from RefSeq and is a predicted model, not a curated record. NCBI's taxonomy places the organism in Eukaryota, Metazoa, Chordata, Actinopteri, Scombriformes, Scombridae. The coding region runs from base 214 to 1743 and encodes 509 amino acids.
AUAAACAUCAGACUGAAGAAGAAGAAGAACAUUAAGAACAUUAAGAAGAAGAAGAUGGAGAUGAAGGUGGUGACUCUCCUCUGAAGGGUUAGAUGUGAGCGGAGUGAAGCAGAGUUUCCCGCCAACAGACGAACAUGGAGGAAUAACAAGCUUCUCUCUGGCUUUAAUAGUUAGCCUAGCUUAGCUUAGCCUAGCCUAGCCUAGCUUAGCUCCAUGGCUUCCCCCGCCGGACUCCCCCCUCUCGGCCCGGACAGAGCCUCCUCCUCCCCCGGCUCUCACUGCGGGGCCAGGCCGCCUCACCGGCCCCCCGCGGCCCCGGUGCUUCCUCCCGGUGUGAUGGCGGAGUCGGUAGAUGACGCGGAGGGUCUGUACGUGGCGGUGGAGCGGUGUCCGCUCUGCAGCACGUCCCGCCGCAGACUCACCUGCGCCCGCUGCGUGCAGGCCGGAGACUUCACUCACCUGGACGGGAGGAACACGGAGAGGACCACGGAGAGGUUUGUUGAGAAGUUGGAGCGACUGAAGAAGCUGAAAGAGGAAAAGGAGACGCUGCAGCAGAGAGUGAUCCAGGCCAUGGACAGGAAGCUGCAGGCUGAUGAGAUGAAGUGGAAGAUCAUGUCGUGUAAGAUGAAGAUCGAGCAGCUGAAGGAGGCGGUCGCCUGGGGCAACGAGGAGGUGAAGAGUGAUAAGGAGGUGCUGCUGCGCUCCCAGGAGGAGAGCCAGCGGCUGCAGCGUCGAGCCGGCCGUCACCAGGAGAAACGUGAUAAGAUCGAGCGUCACAACCGUCGUCUUGGCGACCUGCAGGAGCGGCGCGGCCGGGAGCUGGCGGCGCGUCUGGAGCAGCUGGCGGCGCUGCGGAGGGAACACAUCCUGGAGCUCACCACACACAUCUUCCUCACACAGGAGGAGAAGCUGGGCACCAGAGACCCCGCGGACGUGGUGGCAGAGUGUGACCCCGCGCUGACCUCCAGCACGGUGAGCGAGCUGGCCGAGGCCCGGCGCACCACGUACCUGUCGGGACGCUGGAUCUGGGACGACCAGAACGGAGAGACGAGCAUCAGCAUCACGGGAGCGCCCGUCACGUUGCCGAGCAACGGGGACUGCUCCGCCUACUACACCUGGGUGGAGGAGAAGAGCACCAAUCAGGGGCCAGAGUUGGACCACAUCAACCCGGCUCACACGAUCAGCGCCGCGCUCUGCUACGCUACGCAGCUCGUCACCAUCCUGUCCCACAUCCUGGACGUCAACCUGCCCAAGAAGCUCUGCAACAGUGAGUUCUGUGGAGAGAAUCUGAGCAGAUAUCGAUUCACCAGAGCGCUGAAUAAACUCAACACCAACAUCCUCCACCUGUGCUUCUCCCAGCAUGUCGACAGUGAGAAGCUUCAUCCUCAUCACACUCUGAGGAACAUCAUGUUUCUGGUUUCCCCCGACAACGACAACCUGGGCAGGACCGGUCCGUUCGAGGUGAGCGCUGACCUGGAGGAGUCGAUGGAGUUCGUGGAGCCGGAGGCGGCCGGGCCGGCGGAGGAGAGCGGAGACGAGGCGGUGACGGAUGAGGAGACGGACCUGGGGACGGACUGGGAGACGGUGCCCAGUCCUCGGUUCUGUGAUAUCCCAUCGCAGUCCAUGGAUCUUUCCCAGAGUGCAUUGCAGGUGUCCCAGCCCUCAGCGAAUACAGGUGGGAUGAUCUCAUCAGCGGCUGCUUCCGUCACUUCCUGGUUCCGAGCGUACACCGGCCAGCGCUGAACCGGACCGGAGGAGCGGCGAGACUCUGAGCUGGUUUAGACUGGAUGAGC